GAGGCUGUUUCUUUACUCUCCCUGGCAGGCUCUCCUGCUGCCUGGGAAAGUGGGUUACAGAGGGAAGGAGCUCAGCCCAGACGCUGGCAGAGAAGCAGCCAGCUACAGAGUCUAAGGAAGCACCCCUGCCAUUGACAGUCGCCUCCUCAUCAUUAAAGCAUUUUAUAUUUGCACUCUUCCUUCGGAAAAUUUGUUCCUCCACUUUCUCCCCGACUCCUGCUUGGAUUUGAUGAGGGCUUUGUUAAAUCCCAGAGGGGAAAGAGACUGAGCGAGGGAAAGAGCGAGGCAAAGUGGAAGGGAGUGCGCGCUGGACCCGCCCGAGCAGCCUUGGCAGUGGCUGCGAGCCCCGCGCGCUAGAGCCCCUCUCCGUGGCCAGCAGCGCGCACACGCGAGUCCACCGCGGACCAACUCGCCGAGGCCACCAUGGUCGGGAGAGUUCAGCCCGAUCGGAAACAGUUGCCGCUGGUCCUACUGAGACUGCUCUGCCUUCUUCCCACAGGACUGCCCGUUCGCAGCGUGGAUUUUAACCGAGGCACGGACAACAUCACCGUGAGACAGGGGGACACAGCCAUCCUCAGGUGUGUGGUAGAAGACAAGAACUCAAAAGUGGCCUGGUUGAACCGCUCUGGCAUCAUCUUCGCUGGACACGACAAGUGGUCUCUGGACCCUCGGGUUGAGCUGGAGAAGCGCCAUGCUCUGGAAUACAGCCUCCGAAUUCAGAAGGUGGAUGUCUAUGAUGAAGGAUCCUACACAUGCUCAGUUCAGACACAGCAUGAGCCCAAGACCUCCCAAGUUUACUUGAUCGUACAAGUUCCACCAAAGAUCUCCAACAUCUCCUCGGAUGUCACUGUGAAUGAGGGCAGCAAUGUAACCCUGGUCUGCAUGGCCAAUGGGCGCCCUGAACCUGUUAUCACCUGGAGACACCUUACACCACUUGGAAGAGAAUUUGAAGGAGAAGAAGAAUAUCUGGAGAUCCUAGGCAUCACCAGGGAACAGUCAGGCAAAUACGAGUGCAAGGCUGCCAAUGAGGUCUCCUCGGCGGAUGUCAAACAAGUCAAGGUCACUGUGAACUAUCCACCCACUAUCACGGAGUCCAAGAGCAAUGAAGCCACCACAGGACGACAAGCUUCCCUCAAAUGUGAGGCGUCAGCGGUGCCUGCACCUGACUUUGAGUGGUACCGAGAUGACACCAGGAUAAACAGUGCCAAUGGCCUUGAGAUUAAGAGCACUGAGGGCCAGUCUUCCCUGACGGUGACCAAUGUCACUGAGGAACACUAUGGCAACUAUACCUGUGUGGCUGCCAACAAGCUCGGCGUCACCAAUGCCAGCCUAGUCCUUUUCAAGCGUGUUUUACCCACAGUCCCCCACCCCAUUCAAGAAAUUGGCACCACCGUGCACUUCAAGCCAAAAGGACCCGGGUCGGUGAGAGGAAUCAACGGAUCCGUCAGUCUGGCCGUACCACUGUGGCUGCUGGCAGCGUCCCUGUUCUGCCUUCUCAGCAAAUGUUAAUAGAAUAAAAAUUUAAAAAUAAUUACAAAAACACACAAAAAUGCGUCACACAGAUACAGAGAGAGAGAGAGUGCAAGAUGGGGGGGAGACUUUUGUUUCACAAGAUUGUGUGUUUAUAAAUGAAGGGGGAAUAUGAAAAAGGAAGAAAAUACAACACUAAAAACAGUUUUAAGAUCCUUCAAUAAAAAUCUGAGUAUAAUUUAGGGUGGGAAAGCUUCUCCCAGAAUAUGUGUCUAUCUUCUAAGCAAAUGACUGCUGUGUAAAGAUUCCAUCAUGCUAAGGACAUCUGAUGUUGUACAAAUGAGACUAUUCAAGAAGUACCAGACGGAUAUUAACUCCCCCCACACUUUAUCCUUCCUUCAUCCAUUUUCACCUGUGGGGAAAAAGAAGGUCUUGCCUUUGGUGUUUAUAUUUCCAUAAUCUUUUUUUUUUCUGUUUUUCAUUUGAGCUGAUGCGUCGCCAUUUUGGACUAUCAACGGAAACCUGUGUUGAGCCUUUCUCAGGCUCCCCUGCCUGGAUCAUCUUAACUUUUAAGAACGUCCCUUUUCCCCAUCCAGUGUGUUCUAUCCCCUCAGCACACCCAUUCCAAAUAUCCCCCUUUUCUCUACCCCCACCUCCCUUUGCCCCAGCAACCCAGAACACUAGUCACGCCGCCAACUCUAGGAAGUACCAUUUUCAUCCUCUCCACUGUGCGCGUGUGCUCAAGUCUCUCGCUCUCACGUAGAUGUACGUGUGUGUGAGUGUGUAUGUGUCUUUCUCUAAAGCAUGCCAGGGGAAUGGUCCAUGUGUACAUAGACCCACUGUGCUGUAGAUACUGUCCUGCAUUGUAGUUGUGAGGUGCGGCUGUCACAAGUUGCUGGGGGAGACGGGCUGGGUGGGAGGCCAGGAGCAGAAUUCCUCCCCCUUUCAUGGCUGUCACAUGACAUCAGUGUGCAUUCAAAACCAAGCUGUGCUCCUUCUGAGGGCAGGACCCCAUACCCCUCCUGGUCUCAUUUUCAGAACCCAGCUGGGAGUCACUCAGAAUAUCACUGUACAUGAAAGUGCCUACUAUCAAUGGGGUGAGCAGACAGGGAACAGACCCGUGGCCUGGAUAAUAUAACCUAAGGGAGGAAGAUGGUCUCUGAUUUCACUCUUAGUGUGCAAGCCUGGAGUAUCCAUCAGUUUCAUAGCUUUAUGAAGGCUGAGCCCCACUGCAGAAAGGAGCCGUGUAUAAUGAACAAACCUCCAGAAACAAGUGGUUAUCCAAAUGGUAACCCCUCCCCCACCAAGGGAAGAGGAGCCCAAGGUGACCCUAAGCAGGCCUGCUUUGCCCCUUCACUAAUCUUCAAGUAACACCGCAUUUGCUCCAUAAUGCCCUUAAUUGGAGAUUGUUGAUCCAAUAAAAUAUUGUGAAUGAGACGUAAAAUAGACAGAUGCCCGAGUCUUCUGUUGAGGCUGCUAAAAGUAUUGGUCAUCACAAAAUAGGAAAUCCAGGCUUUGUUCUCCUUUGCAGAUUCUUAUCCUUGAGUUCAAGGCUGACGCUUUAUGGGCUUCCUGCAGCACUGCUGAUGCCUGUGGCACCAUUGCCCAUAGAGGCCAGUCAAUACCCAAAGCCAGGCCACCGGGGCUCUGAUUACCCUCACCUCCCUUACUCUGUUUAGACUUACAUCUGUGAGAGUCCUCUUCACUCUAACGCUGAAAGCUGAGCAAUGUGGGAUGAGUCCAAGCAGAAGUAUGAACAUUCCAAAGCCCUACAUCAUCAUAUCGCCAACAGGGUUGGCCUAGGGGAGGUCUUACAGGAAGGCUGCCUCUCUGCAUGUGGGUUAUCUUUGCUAGGAAACCAGCCGCUGCUUUCCCUUAAAACUGUAUAGAAGCAUCCAAAGUGUUUCACCUUGGGAAAGGAUGAAGGGUUAUUGCUGAGGUCAUAAUGUGAUGUUAUCUCACAGAGUCAUGGCACAUCAAGUUGUCUAACCUUUGAAAUAGCUGUCACAUGAUGCACAAUGAAGGGAAAGAGGGAAGAAUAGGAAGAAAAAGAGGAAGG
Molecule: messenger RNA, 3529 nt
Organism: Mus pahari (shrew mouse)
Lineage: Eukaryota; Metazoa; Chordata; Mammalia; Rodentia; Muridae
Gene: Lsamp
Product: limbic system associated membrane protein
Exons: 9
Coding region: 424-1509 (361 amino acids)
Cellular component (GO): neuron projection
Source: RefSeq, a predicted model, not a curated record